Molecule: messenger RNA, 639 nt
Organism: Didymodactylos carnosus
Lineage: Eukaryota; Metazoa; Rotifera; Eurotatoria; Philodinida; Philodinidae
Source: the annotation of a GenBank genome assembly
AUGUCAGCAUUCGCUCGAUCUGACUCUGUGCGUUAUGGUUGUUUAAUUGUAUCUCGUUUAAAUGCUAGUUCAUCAUCAACAUCAAUCAAAACACCAUCAAUUGAAGCAACCAAAACUCAAACGGUUUCAAAUACAACAGCAAGCGGAAAGCCUUCGUCUUCGUCCACUUCUGACGCAUUAUCAAACAAACAACAAUAUGCUGGAAAACCACAACAAUCAACGGGAACGGUAGGUGGGGUUGAAAAAAAUAAGAGCGGUAGUUCAGCGUCAGAAUUACCACCAAGUUCAACAGCAAGAGAACAGUCAAAUCCAACAAAAACAAGCAAUGAAUCACAAAAUACAGAAGGAAAUCGUCCAGUAUCAUUCCCAUCAUCAAGUAAAACGGACAAUCCAAAACAAUCACCACAACCACAUGAAAGGGAAGCAAUACUCAAUUCAAUGGGUGGACGUCUAGCAAUAUUAGUUGUGCUUGGAGCAUCAAUAUAUGGUGGCUUUAAAGUGUUACGCAACAAUCCAGAUGUAAAAAAAGACCGUGAACAUGUUCAAAAUGAAUUUAUAAAAGAUACAUCGGAUAAUCUACAUAAAAAUAUGGUUGCAGAACAUCGACCAAAAGAAUAUGAUCCAAAUGUGAAAAAAUGA